UGAUUUUGAGCUUGUUACAUACCUGUAGGUACCUACUUACAUAAGAAAUACCUACCUCCUAGCUACUUAAACCUGUACCUAUACAAUCCGGACCUAGGUACCUACCUGGUAACCUUGCCUUGGAAUUCCCUCGCUCGGGAUUCAGUUCCGUCCUUUAAUAAAAUUUCUGCUCCGCCGCUGCGCUUGAAGAGCUGCACCCACCUCUAUCUACGGUCUCUACUCACUUUCACCUCGCUUCCUUGUUGCCAUUGAGAGAAGCUAUCAGAGCAGAAAAAACGAAACGUACACCAUGUCGACGUCUCGCCUCUUAACUUCUUCCCUGCGCACCGUCGCCAGGCGAACGGCUGCGUAUGCGCCGGCUCGGCGACAACUAGCGCCACGCUCGGCUGCGAGGAGAGCAUACUCGUCAAGUGAACAUGCCGGGAGCGCGGGAGCGGAGAAGUCGAGUGAUAUGCCUUGGCUCAUCGGCUCUGUUACCGUCACCGCCAUAGGUCUAGCGUGGAUUCUAUCCCCCGGCCCCGUCAAGAAGACGUCGUCUAAAACCCACGGCGGCGCCCCAGUCCCCGACGAAGAGAAAGCUCCAGCCAUAGAAUCCGGUGAAGACUCUUCUUCUUCUCCCCCUUCACCUCCUUCCUCCGAGUCCUCUCCUGAGUCCUCUUCUCCUUCCGAUUCUUCCGAUUCCUCCUCCAGCGAGACCCCAGCCCCGCAGGACGGCAACCCGCAAGCGACGUUCGGCAGCGGGCAGACGGGCCGGCAGGUGCCUCCGCCGUCGGCGGACAGCAGCGACAUGGCGGCGGGCUACGAGGAGAAGAAGGACGCGCACGAGCGGGACAAGGCGAUGAUGGAGCGCAAGGACACCCGCGUCGCCGCCAGCUCCUCCGACGUGCCCUCCAAGAAGACCGCCGCCGAGCACCCCCGCGAGGACCCCCAGAAGGGCGAGGGCGAGGGCGCUAAGAAAGGCGAUUCCAAUUCUUCUUCUCCUUCUUGAAGAAGAGGAAGAAGAAGAAGAGGAAGAAUUUACACAAUACAGUUAGCUACCUAGGUACCUAUCUACCUAGCUAAUGAGGGGUAGUGGGUACAUGUAUUCCAUCUAUCCCUCCUAUGAGUGUUCCUUAUUAGAGGUUCUUACCUACCUAUAUAUGUAUGAAUGAGGAGGGUCCCCUAUAUCGUGUAUUUUAUAGAAAUUGGGGGAGAUGGGGGAGGGAGG
This is a messenger RNA of Daldinia caldariorum, 1207 nucleotides long. RefSeq lists its product as uncharacterized. Lineage: Eukaryota; Fungi; Ascomycota; Sordariomycetes; Xylariales; Hypoxylaceae. The transcript is spliced from 2 exons. The record is from RefSeq and is a predicted model, not a curated record. Bases 290 to 988 code for a protein of 232 amino acids.